Danaus chrysippus (African queen) is the source of this 576-nucleotide messenger RNA. Lineage: Eukaryota; Metazoa; Arthropoda; Insecta; Lepidoptera; Nymphalidae. The record is from the annotation of a GenBank genome assembly.
AUGGGUCUGUUAGACAAGUUGUCGUCGUGGAUGGGAGGCGGUGGGAAGGUGGUGACGGUACUAGUGUUAGGACUCGACAACAGUGGCAAGACUACCAUGUUGAGGACGUUAACAACAACGGAACAAGAGGGACAGAGACAGGGGCCGGGAGCGAGCAGCGUACCUACUGUAGGACAACGACAGGAGAACUUCCAGAGUGGAGGUGUAUCUUUCCGUGCGUGGGACGUGUCGGGCGCGGCUCGUCUCCGUUCUCUCUGGGAGCGUCACUACCGACACUGUGACGCGGUCAUCUUCGUGGUGGACUCUGCGGAUCAUCUGCGACUCGUGGUGGCGCGGUCAGAGCUGGAGCUCAUGCUGUCUCACCCGGACAUGUCUGGUCGUCGUCUGCCGCUGCUCGUGCUCGCCAACAAGAGUGACGCUCCUCACGCGCUCUCCGCACCACACGUCGCCUCAGCGUUGGGUCUUGAGCGUAUAACUGACAAGCCGUGGCACGUGUGUGCGAGCAGCGCUCUCAGCGGGGAGGGUCUGGGUGACGGAGUGAGUUGGCUGGCGAGACAACUCAGAGAGAAACACUGA